This is a messenger RNA of Purpureocillium takamizusanense, 1494 nucleotides long. RefSeq lists its product as uncharacterized. The transcript is spliced from 3 exons. Lineage: Eukaryota; Fungi; Ascomycota; Sordariomycetes; Hypocreales; Ophiocordycipitaceae. Gene Ontology annotation, molecular function: hydrolase activity, acting on carbon-nitrogen (but not peptide) bonds. The record is from RefSeq and is a predicted model, not a curated record. The coding region runs from base 1 to 1494 and encodes 497 amino acids.
AUGGCCACCACACUCCUCAAAGGCGGGACGGUCCUCAUGCACGGCGAGGAUGACAAGGUCACGCCGGCCCUGGUGGACAUCCUCAUCCAGGGUGGCCGCAUUGCGAACAUUGGAUCCAAUCUGUCUCCAGAGGCGGGCUGUGAUGUGGUCGACUGUGCCUCCAAAAUCAUCUCACCGGGCUUCAUCGACACGCACCAUCACAUGUGGGAGGCACCGCUCAAGGGCCUGUUUGGUGACUGUGCCUUUGUACCAUAUAUGGCAAUCAUGUACACGGCCAGCCGAUCCCUGGAAGCUGAGGACUUCUUCUGGGCGAACCUGGCGACGGGUAUGGAGCUCCUCGACGCCGGCACGACGACGGUUCUGGACCACGCACAUGCCCAGUGGUCACCGGAACACAGCAAGCAAUCCAUCGCAGGGAUCCUGUCGGCUGGCAUACGGUCCAUCUACGCCCCAGCGCCGACUCUGCAGCUCGACAGUGAGAAACCCAAGGCCAACUUCGUGCUCGGCGGGGCUCUCCCAGAGUGGUUCAUGGAGACGUUCGAGUUGCUGGCUGCCAGCCAAUCGAUCCGUGAAGCCGACUCUCGGCUCAAGCUUGGUUUUGGCUUCGACAUUUAUUAUCUGCCCAAGGAGACUAUUCAAGAAAUCUUUCAAAGGGUCAAGUCCCUUGGCGCCCAGAUCAUCACCUCACACUACAUACGUCCCCACGGAGAAAAAAGCUACAGUGUGGCCGCGCAGCUGCACAGCUAUGGCCUGCUGGACGACAAGAUCGUUCUCUCGCACGCAGGCGGCGCAACGGCAGAGGACGUCAAGCUCAUCUCCGAGGCCAACGCCUACGUUGCCGUGACGCCCAGUUCGGAGAGCGCCAUGGCAGUAGGGCCGCCCGUCGCCUUCCGGGAGGGAGACCUGAACAUGGACAAGAACUGCGCAUUGGGCAUCGACUGCGCAGCCUUUGGCAGCGGCAGCCUUGUCCAAGAGAUGCGUCUAGGGCUUCAAUCGGCCCGCAGGCUGGAUAGCAUGGCGCACCAUGCGCAUGGGACGCUGCCGAAGGGCGUCUUUCACACAACGCACGAGGCAUUCAACAUGGCCACUAUCCACGGAGCACGCGCUCUGUGCAUGGAGGAAGACAUUGGGAGCAUACAGAUCGGCAAAAAAGCCGACCUAGUAGUGUUUGAUGCGCUGAGUCCGUCCAUGGCAGGUGCGGCGCAACAGGAUCCAAUCAUGGCGAUUGUACUGCACUCCAACGUGGGGGACGUGGACGCCGUCAUGGUAGAUGGACAAUUCAGGAAGAGAGACGGCAAGUUGCUGCCGGCGCGGGAGACCGUUUGGACUGACAACACAACGCGCAAUUUCGUGGAGACGGGGAAAACGCUGAGCUGGCGAGAGAUUGCGUGCUCGCUGUUACAGAUCCAAGAAAGAUUUGUGGGGAGAUUGAAAGACUAUGAUCUGGACCAUAUUGCGACGAGCCUGUCAUCAUUGUUUCAUUUCCCAGAGUAG